Cicer arietinum (chickpea) is the source of this 838-nucleotide messenger RNA. Lineage: Eukaryota; Viridiplantae; Streptophyta; Magnoliopsida; Fabales; Fabaceae. The record is from RefSeq and is a predicted model, not a curated record.
UGGUGAAGCUGGGGCUUUGACUGAUGAGAUUGAAGAAGAAUCUCAGUUUGUUGGUGAGGUUUUAAGGAUUAGACUUUAGAGACAUUCUCUACAACCGUGAAGAAGAGGUAAGUUUAAUUAAGAAGGUUACCGAACAAGUAAGACUUCUUGCCAAGGAUGAAGAUGAGAAACUUACCGAAACCAGCUUAUAUGAUGUUAUUCCUCCUUAUGACCAAGCAAAAGCACUUGGGAAGACAAAUAUUAAUGUUGAUCGUAUAGCUUAUGGCUUACCUUGUGGUAGUCUUAAUGUUUGCUCGGAUGAAAAAGCUUGAAAGAGACCUAUAUAAUCAACGGAAGGAGCGCUUUGACAUAACUCAAAUUCCUGACGUGUAUGAUUCAUGCAAAUAUGAUCUCUUGCACAAUGCACAUCUUAAUCUAGAAGGACUGGAUGAACUAUUUAAAGUUACUCAGGCACUUGCUGAUGGUGUAAUUCCAAAUGAAUACGGAAUUAAUCCAACUCAGAAGCUGAAGAUUGGCUCAAAGAUCGCACGUCGAUUAUUGGGGAAAUUUUUUGAUUGAUUUGAGGAACACUCGUGAGGAAGCCAAAAGCUGAGGGAGUAGGUCCCUAUACUUGUUGAGUCUUGUUGUAAGCCAAAAGCCAAAUUUUCGAUAAUUGUAAGUCUUGUUUUUUCUGUUGGUAUACUUGUUGAGUUCUACUCCCUAUUCUUAUAUGGUUGUAAUUGAUGCACAAAAGCUGUCAAAGGUGUUUUGAUUCUCUGUUGUAAAAUUCUGCUAUUUGCAGAAUGUCUCAGAAACUAAACUAGAGAGCUCAGAGGAGUCAUUUAAGGUCUAGCAUAAA